Molecule: messenger RNA, 3254 nt
Organism: Dendrobium catenatum
Lineage: Eukaryota; Viridiplantae; Streptophyta; Magnoliopsida; Asparagales; Orchidaceae
Product: probable inactive receptor kinase At4g23740
Exons: 2
Coding region: 902-2800 (632 amino acids)
Biological process (GO): protein phosphorylation
Molecular function (GO): protein binding; protein kinase activity; ATP binding
Source: RefSeq, a predicted model, not a curated record
GACAUAUUAUUAUUGAUCUUCUGAUGACGAUCGGCAUCCGCACAUCUAAUCGCACCUUUUAAUAAUUCUUUUAUUUUUUAAGGGAAAUAUUCCACGUUGCAUAGAGUGACAGUGGGUGCGGUGACCAACAAGAACCUACUCUGGGCCCCACCACACUUUGGCCCUUACUUGUCCAUUCCAGCGUGUCAACCAAUUAUAAGUGGGCCACGAAGAAGUUGGGUAAUUAUUUGGGUUAAAUCAAAUCGUACUCGCCGGUCCACGCCAGUUUCCAUCUACUCGUGGAAGGUAACGGACGAGGAGAUAAGAUUUUUAAUUUCCUACCCCGCCUCUCCCGCCCCUGCCAUUAAUUUCUAUUUAUUUAUUUCCGAAUAAUUUCUUCCUGCCUCGGCGAUCGUAAACAGAGGUUCUUCCGAAGAGAAAAAGACAAAUCGAAGAACAGUAGAUGUUGCUUCUGGUAAUAAUCCCGAUACCUUCUCUGCUGCCUUCCACAGUUGUGGAGAUGAAUGAUGGCAUUAAAUGCUGCUUAAGCGAGUGAAACCCGGCAUGAAGUACUAGCUGGAUGCGUUUCGUCGAUUUCUUCUCGAUUUGAUAUAAUAAGUGAUUUUCUUUUUCUCCACUAUUUGCCGUUUUCCAGAUAUCGGCAAUCAUCGUUUGGAUAUAGUCCGUAGGAUCUUUUCUUCUCCGUGCUGAAGUAUGCAAAAAUCUGCAGAAAUGACGAAAGUAAAAGAAAGGUAUUCGCGUUUUAAUUUAACUGAGGUAGCGUGAGCUUGCGGACUUCUCUUUCUUGAUUGUGGAAUUUUCUUUUGAAGGCAAAGGUUUGAAGAUUGAGGGUAUGAGGUUUUGCACUCUGGAAUCUCCACGUAGCUGUUGUUCGCGGUGAAAGAACGAUCUAGGGCUGGAGAUGAUUGUUCGGAUUUGGUUCUCCGGUAUUCUCCUGCUCUGGUUUGCUCUUAGCUCUGUUGGAUUCACAGAGCCUGUGGAUGACAAGCGAGCGCUACUCGAAUUCCAAUCAAAGAUCGGUCAUGGAUUCGCGCUUAAUUGGAAGGAGGAAACCUCCAUGUGCGAGAACUGGAAGGGAGUGAUAUGUGAUCUGGAACGUUCUCGCGUCGUCGAGCUUCGGCUUCCCGGGAUCGGAUUCGAUGGAGAAAUCCCUCCCAAUACCCUCAGCCGCCUCUCCGCUCUGCACAUCCUUAGUCUCCGAUCCAACGGCCUCACCGGCCCCUUCCCCUCUGCUUUGUACAACCUCAGUGCCUUAACGGAGAUUCACCUCCAGCUCAAUAACUUAUCUGGCCCCCUGCCUUUGGAUUUCUUUGAGUGGAAGAAUCUUACGGUGUUGGAUCUUUCCUAUAAUAGCUUCAAUGGGAGCAUCCCUCCUUCCAUCAGCAAUCUCACUCAACUCACGGCUUUAAACCUCUCAAACAACUCCCUGUCUGGUCAUAUUCCUGAUCUCCUGCUCCCAAAUCUUCUAUUUUUCAAUAUCUCUAACAAUCAUAUCAAUGGUAGCAUACCCGUGUCCCUUCGGAGGUUUCCGGAUUCGUCAUUCUAUGGGAACGAAAUUCACCCCGUUGCUCCAGCAUCAUCUUCCCCCUUCCCAUCGCAGUUGACUCCUGAUGUUUCAAGAAGGAAGAUUAGUGAAUCGGCGCUUCUUGGAAUCAUAAUUGGUUGUUCUUCCGCGGUGUUUGUGGUUGUGGCCAUCGUUCUUGUGAUUUGUUAUUCUCGAAAUAUAGAUGGGACUACUGUGACCAUGGGGAAGGAAUCUAAGGGCGAUGUGUCACCGGAAAAGACUGGUGGAGGAAAUUCUGAUGAGUGCAAGCAGCUCGUGUUCUUUGAUGGCACUUCCUCUGCGUUUGAUUUGGAGGAUUUGUUGAAGGCAUCAGCUGAGGUGCUUGGGAAGGGGACUUAUGGGACGGUGUAUAAGGCAGUUUUGGAGGAUGCUACAACUGUGGUGGUGAAGAGGCUGAAGGAUGUUGCAGUUACAAAGAGGGAGCUUGAACAAUUAAUGGAGGUGGUUGGGAGGAUCCGUCACGAGAAUGUUGUGGAUUUGAAGGCUUAUUAUUACUCAAAGGAUGAGAAGCUUGUUGUCUAUGAGUACUAUAGCCAGGGGAGCGUUUACUCUAUGCUUCAUGGAAGGCGAAAUGAAGGCUGGACGGCACUAGACUGGGAAAGCAGGCUGCAGAUAGCCCUCGGAGCCGCAAGAGGAAUAUCACACAUCCAUCAGGAGCACGGCGGCAAGCUCGUCCAUGGAAACAUAAAAUCUACCAACAUCUUCCUCAACAACCGCAACUACGGCUGCAUAUCCGACCUCGGUCUCGCCGCCAUAGUAAGCCCCACAAUCCCUCAAUCGCCUCGCAUCGCCGGAUACCGCGCUCCCGAGCUUCUCGAUGUGAGAAAAGCCUCGCAAGCCUCUGAUGUCUAUAGCUUCGGAGUUCUCAUUCUCGAGCUCCUCACCGGCAAGUCUCCAAUCCAAAUAACCGCUAGCGGUGGCGAGAUGCUUCACCUUGUCCGAUGGGUUCAAUCUGUGGUUCGAGAGGAGUGGACGGCGGAGGUGUUCGAUCCGCGGCUGAUGAGAUAUCCUAACAUAGAGGAAGAGUUGGUCGAGAUGCUCCAGAUUGCCAUGGCUUGCGUUGCAAAGAUGCCUGAACAGAGGCCAAACAUGGCCGAGGUUGCGAGAAUGAUCGAGUAUGUGAGAAAGUUUGAUAGCAGCAAUCGGCCAUCGCUGGAAGUAAGGUCAGAAGAAUCCAAGAGCUUGACGCCUACACUGCUACAGACUACUCCAGACUUAGAAUCCCCUAUGCAGUGAGAGAUCUCAUCUUGGUAAGGGAUUUUUACAUACGUAACAUCUAAAACUAUUGAAAAUACAUAUUUAACACCUAAACUUCUAUAUUUAUUUAUAUACCAUCUUAAACUUUGAUUUUUACAAUUCUAACAUUCUGUUCGUCAAAAAUCACUAUGAGCGACUGUCUUCCCUGUCAAUGACAUACUUUCACUGUGAAUACAAGUAUCUCAUAGAGAAAGGAGGAUUUUAGGUGGUAUAUUGAUAAAUAUAGAAGUUUAAGUGUUAAAUAUGUAUUUUCAAUAGUUUUAGAUGUUAUGUAUGUAAAAAUUCCAAUGAAGUAUUGUGAAAUAUUGUGAUUUGUUUCAGCAUUCUUGUUUGUGCCCUGCUGGUAGAAAGAGUGGCAAGAGCUUUCAAUAAAUCUGGCCAGUUUUGAACUGAUUGAUCUCAUGCUGGUCAGGGUGGCAAGUAGCAUUUAUCC